Molecule: messenger RNA, 2017 nt
Organism: Strigops habroptila (Kakapo)
Lineage: Eukaryota; Metazoa; Chordata; Aves; Psittaciformes; Psittacidae
Gene: CD180
Product: CD180 molecule
Exons: 3
Coding region: 1-1971 (656 amino acids)
Biological process (GO): positive regulation of lipopolysaccharide-mediated signaling pathway; B cell proliferation involved in immune response; cellular response to lipopolysaccharide
Cellular component (GO): extracellular matrix
Molecular function (GO): protein binding
Source: RefSeq, a predicted model, not a curated record
AUGUGUAUGGAGUGCCAUAUUUUCCUAUUUACAUCCACAGUACAUACUUCUUGCAGUUUCACUAUCUACUUUUCACAGAUUGCAGUAAAUAAAAGCUACAGCUGUGAAGGUUUAGGACUGAGGAAGAUUCCUGAAGGACUACCUGCUGCAACAGAAAUCCUCGAUUUCAGCUUCAACAUGCUCCCUUCCCUCGAGAAUUCAACCUUCUCUGAGCUGAAGUCUCUUCGCCACUUGGACUUAACAAGGUGUCAGAUAAACUGGGUGUAUGAUGGUGCCUUUCACAGCAACAGGCAGCUGAAGACACUCGUGCUGACAGGAAACCUGCUCAUGUUUCUCUCUGACACAGCGUUUGUUGGCCCACAGUCCCUGAAGCAGCUUAUUUUAACACAGACGGGAAUAACAAGUAUGUCCUUUAUUCCAAUGACGAAUUUGGACAGCUUGGAUACCCUCAUCUUGGGCAGUAACCACAUCUCCUCGCUGCAGCUUCCUCCCAACUUUCCUACUCAAAACCUCAAAUACCUUGACUUUCAAAUGAACAACAUAAGAACAAUCACAGCAGAUGAUGUCUCUCUUCUGCAGAGGACCAGCAAUAUAACUCUCAUCUUUAAAGGCAAUGACAUUACAUACAUCGAACCUGGAGCUUUCCAGUCCCAUUUCUACAGUUUGGACUUUGGGGGCUGUGCUGACAUCCCUGGAAUCCUGGUGGGGCUACAGAACUCCACAGUCCAGACCCUUUGGCUGGGAACAUUUCAUGGUAUGAAAAAGGAGCCCUUCAUAAGCCCAGAUGUUUUACAAGGCCUCUGUAAUAUCUCUGUUAAGGAUCUCUAUCUGCAGCUACGGCACUUCAGGAACCUGAAUGCCAACAUGUUUCGUUGCUUGACUAGGCUCCGAAAGCUGGACCUAACUCAAACCCACAUCAACGCGUUGCCCGCCGACAUCAGUGGCAUGAGCUCGCUAGAAGAGUUAGUUCUGAACGCAAACUCGUUUGAGCACCUCUGCAAUAUCAACUCUGCCUCCUUCCCCUCCCUCAUCCACCUCCACAUCAAGGGGAACUCAAAGGUCCUGCAGCUGGGCUCUGGCUGUUUGGAGAAACUGGCAAAGCUUCAGCAUCUCGAUUUAAGUAAGAGUUAUAUCGAAAGCUUUGACUGCUGUAAGGGAGCACUGAGUGGUUUGAGCAGUCUUCGGCAACUGAAUCUGAGCCACAACACCAAGCUGCACCUCCACGAUGUGUUCAUGGAAGAUGGUGCUAGCCUGGAGCUGCUGGACCUAGCUUUCACUCCUCUUCACAUCAACACUUCACAGGGCCCUUUCCGAAGUUUGCAUCUCUUGCAAGUGCUGAAUCUUUCCUCCUCCCACAUUAAUACUAGCAAUCAGCGUCUCUUUCAAGGCCUGGAAAGCCUCAUACUCCUGGACCUUAGCCAAAAUAACUUUGAGUUGGGGAUCAUGCAAAAUGACAAGCUGUUCCAAGAACUACCCAAUUUAGAGGUACUAAUUUUAUCAUCCUGUGAACUGACAGCAAUAGGUGACCAAGCAUUUCACAGUCUCAAGAAGUUACGGCACGUUGAUCUGAGCCGCAAUAAACUUGCUGCAUUCAGCACAGAUGCAUUUUCAAACCUCAAGAACAUCUAUCUCAAUUUUGCCCACAACAGGAUCCAUAUUGUACCAAGUGACAAGCUAGCACCCCUAGCUGGCCACUGCAUAAUCAAUUUAAGUUACAACCCUCUGAACUGUACCUGUUCCAAUAUUGAUUUAAUCACCUGGUACAAGCAGAAUCUGGAUAAAAUUGAGGACCCUAAAGAAACGAGAUGCUCUGAACCCAAAGGGCUAUCUGGGGCUCAGCUGACCGCUGUCUCGCUCUCCUGUGGGAUCACCACAGGAGGAAUCAUUGCAGUUGUCCUGGCUAUUUUAUUCUGUGCUGCUGUGUUCAUUUGGGGUGCUCGCUAUUUCAAGAAAAACUACCAGAAAAUAUAAAUGUAUGAUGGAGACAUAGAAAAGCUCUACAGCAACUGUAUUAAGA